UAGGUUCCUCCUCCUCUCACACGGUCUGUCUUCUUCUCCCUUGUGGUUAGAUUUAGAUAUUUAGGGCUUUGAAGCUAACUAAAAUCGAGCAAAAAUAUGGAGAUAGCGGAGCGUAGGGAUGAGGAGAUCAGAGAAUCUGGAAACAUGGAGAACAUAAAGUCCGACUCUUUUUCCGAUGAACGCUACUCUCGCGACCUCAAAGCUGGUCUCCAUCCUCUACGGUACAAGUUUGCGAUUUGGUACACACGUCGUACACCAGGCGUCAGGAGCCAAACAUCUUAUGAGGAUAACAUUAAGAAGAUUGUUGAUUUCAGCACGGUGGAAGGAUUUUGGGCAUGCUACUGUCACCUAGCUCGUUCUUCUCUCUUGCCUAGUCCUACUGAUCUUCAUUUCUUCAAGGAUGGCAUUCGCCCCUUGUGGGAGGAUUCUGCUAACUGCAAUGGAGGAAAGUGGAUCGUACGUUUCUCCAAAGUUGUAUCUGCUCGCUUCUGGGAGGAUCUGCUUCUUGCCUUGGUAGGGGACCAGCUUGAUGAUGCUGACAAUAUCUGUGGGGCAGUACUGAGCGUCCGCUUCAACGAGGACAUUAUUAGUGUAUGGAAUCGCAAUGCUUCUGAUCAUCAGGCAGUGAUGGGUUUGAGAGACUCAAUCAAGCGGCAUUUGAAGCUGCCUCAUGCUUAUGUUAUGGAAUACAAACCCCACGAUGCUUCUCUCCGCGACAACUCCUCCUACAGGAACACAUGGAUGAGAGGAUAGAAGUAGACCAUUGUGUAACGUGAUGUGGAGAAAGAUUUGGGUAGCUCUCUUGCAACCUUGGAAGAAGAUGUAUGGACUGAAACCCUGUUUCCUGUAGCACACUUUAUCAACAUUAUAUUUUUCCAAUUACACUUUCAGACACUUGUGAAUGGAGACACACAUUGUUUAUGUGCGUUGUCUUUAGUACCCUCACUUUACUACAUUUAUUUUUUAGUUCUAGUUCUCUUCCAACAAGUGCAAUCUGUCAAAUUUGUAAAAUAAUAAUUUAUCUCUUAACUUUU
This is a messenger RNA of Raphanus sativus (radish), 1034 nucleotides long. Its product is annotated as eukaryotic translation initiation factor NCBP. The record is from RefSeq and is a predicted model, not a curated record. Gene Ontology annotation, molecular function: translation initiation factor activity; RNA 7-methylguanosine cap binding. Lineage: Eukaryota; Viridiplantae; Streptophyta; Magnoliopsida; Brassicales; Brassicaceae. Gene Ontology annotation, biological process: translational initiation. The coding region runs from base 97 to 753 and encodes 218 amino acids. Gene Ontology annotation, cellular component: cytoplasm; eukaryotic translation initiation factor 4F complex. The transcript is spliced from 6 exons.